AUGGCCCUGGCGGGCAUGCCCCCUCUGGAGCUCCUCACACUCAUGUACCGAAGUACAUACAGGAAGAAGAAGGAGCUCCAGAGGAAUUUAAGGGCUGGGGAAUCGCUCGCCGGGGCGCUGAGACGCGUGAGGCAUCAGGAUCGGCAGCUCCUCUUCCAACGCUGGAAAAGGCGCUUGGAAAAUGCAAGAUACGGGAGGAGGAGUGUCCAGGCCGUCCAGCCCUGCCUGGCCGAGUGGGCGGGCAGGGAGAUGGGAACCCUAACAUUUAGAACGACACAGGUGCUCACCGGGCAUGGCUGCUUUGGUGAGUACCUGUGUCGUAUAGGAAAGGAGCGUACGACGCAGUGUCACCACUGCGACGCUGACCACGACUCCGUGCAACACUCCAAGAUUGCCCGGCAUGGGCGGAGGAGCGCGGAGUCGUGGUUAGAGAGUGCGUUCACGGAUCUCAAGUCUAAAGGACUCAUGGAGUCGAUUCCUAGACGGUUACGCCACACUCUGCAAGGUCGUGCAUCUCAAGCAUCGCUGGACUAUUUCCGCGACGAGCUUUUCGACGACAUGGAGGAGGCCUUCCAAAGCGCGCUUGAUUUCAUGCCCGAAAGUUUGGAAGAAUUGGACAUGUAA
Molecule: messenger RNA, 624 nt
Organism: Harpegnathos saltator (Jerdon's jumping ant)
Lineage: Eukaryota; Metazoa; Arthropoda; Insecta; Hymenoptera; Formicidae
Exons: 2
Coding region: 1-624 (207 amino acids)
Source: RefSeq, a predicted model, not a curated record